UCCUCAGUUGGCCUCUGCUCUGUAGAGGCGCCUUUGAUGCACUAAGAGGUUUGUCCGCUGCUCGGCGCCGACUCAUAACAGUCUUUAUCGUCUCAGUUCGGCCUCAAGGUUCCAGUUUACUCUUCAUACCGACGGAAAAACAUCAGGACGGUUCAGUGAGUGGCGCUCGCCGACGAUCAAAUUGCCCUUGAUGUGACGGCGCCGCGGCAGAGUUGCCCUCUCUACCUCCGAUCGCCCUCCGUGCCUCGCCGCAUGACCUCCGAUGACCGCUGACCCUCGGAGGGGAAACCCCAUCCUCACCCUGCAUCCCCCACUUCCUGUGGACUCCUGAUACCGCCCCACCCCGCACCGCCGCCACCGUCUGACACCUCCACCUGUUCCCAGUGGAGGUGUGGAGGACCAGAGAAUAAAUUUCCCCUUUUCAAAUUUCUCCUGGUUGGUUUGAGUCCGGUUCUGCCGGCCACGCGAGUUUUUAAAGCUGGGGCGCGAUUCCUGGGAUGCAACCAUGUCGGGUCUGAGUGAGCGCAGGCCGGUCAACACGGACUACGCCAUCUCGCUGCUGGAGCAGCUCAAGUUCUUCUACGAGCAGAAGCUUCUGACGGAUGUGGUGUUGCUGGUGGAGGACGCGGAGUUCCCGUGUCACAAGAUGGUUCUGGCCACGUGUAGCUCCUAUUUCAGAGCGAUGUUCAUGAGCGGCCUCAGCGAGAGCAAGCAGACCCACGUCCACCUGAGGAACGUGGACCCCGCCACGCUGAAGAUCAUCAUCGCCUACGCCUACACGGGCCACCUGGCCAUCAGCGACAGCACGGUGGAGCCGCUCUACGAGACCGCCUGCUUCCUACAGGUGGAAGACGUCUUGCUGCAGUGCAGAGACUACCUGGUGAAGAAGAUCAAUGCUGAGAACUGCGUCCGCAUGCUGAGCAUCGGCGACCUCUUCAGCUGCAGCGAGCUAAAGCAGAGCGCCAAGCGCAUGGUGGAGCACAAGUUCCCCAGAGUUUACCGACAGGAGGCCUUCCUGCAGCUCUCCCAUGAGCUGCUCAUCGACAUCUUGAGCAGUGACAACCUCAACGUGGAGAAAGAGGAGACGGUGCGCGAGGCGGCCAUGUUGUGGUUAGAGUUCAACAUGGAGGCACGCUCGCAGCACCUGUCCUCCGUGCUGAGCCAGAUCCGCAUCGACGCGCUGUCGGAGGUGACCCAGCGCGCCUGGUUCCAGGGUCUGCCGCCCAACGAUAAGUCGGUGGUGGUGCAGGGCCUCUACAAGUCCAUGCCCAAGUUCUUCAAGCCUCGUCUGGGCAUGACCAAGGAGGAGAUGCUGAUCUUUAUGGAGGCCAUGUCGGAGACGCAAGGCGAGAGCUACGUCACGUCGACGUCCGCGCCUACGACGAUAGUGUGUUACAGCCCGCAGGCGGAGAAGGUGUACAAGCUGUGUAACCCGCCGGGAGACCUGCAGAAAGUCGGGACCCUUGUUACCCCCGACAACGACGUCUACAUCGCCGGCGGUCAGAUCCCCCUCAAAAACUCAAUAGCCAACCAUGGCAGGAGCGGGAAGCUACAGGCCGUGUUCCGCUCGGUCGACAGCUUCUUCUGGUUGGAUGCGCAGCAGAACGCCUGGGUGCCGAAGACCCCCAUGCUGUGCGCCCGCAUCAAGCCGUCGCUGGUCUACUGCGACGGCUACAUUUAUGCAAUCGGCGGCGACAACGUGGGCGGGGAGCUGAACAAGCGCACGGUGGAGCGCUACGACUGCGAGAAGGACGAGUGGACUAUGAUGAGCCCGCUGCCCUUCGCCUGGAACUGGAGCACCUCGGUGGUGGCUCACGAUUGCAUCUAUGUGAUGACGCACGACCUGAUGUACUGCUACUUCCCCCGCGCCGACGCCUGGGUGGAGAUGGCCAUGCGCAAAACCAGCCGCUGCUUCGCCUCUGCCGCCGCCUUCGGCGACCUCAUCUUUUACAUCGGCGGCCUCCACGUGGUCAGCAACUCCGGCAUCCGCAUGCCGACCAGCACCAUCGACGGCUCCUCGGUCACCGUGGAGAUCUACGACGUCAACAAGAACGAGUGGCGCCUGGCCGCCAACAUCCCGGCCAAGCGCUACUCGGACCCAUGCGUGCGCGCCGUGGUGCUGCUCAACUCGCUCUGCAUCUUCAUGAGGGAGACCCACAUGAACGAGCGCGCCAAGUACGCCAUCUACCAGUACGACAUGGAGCUGGACCGCUGGUACCUGCGGCAGCCUGUGUCCGAACGCGUCCUCUGGGAUCUGGGGAAGGACUUCCGCUGCGCCGUAGGGAAACUUUACCCUUCCUGUUUGGAGGAGUCUCCAUGGAAACCGCCGACGUACCUCUUCUCCCCCGACGGCGGUGAGGAGUUCGAGGUGGACGGAGAGCUGGUGACCCUCCCCCACGUAUAGCUUCUACCUCCCCCCCUCCAUGACAUAGUGGAGGAACAUUGAGGAAGGGGGGGGCUCUGUAGCGUUAGCGUGAAAAGUGCGAAGGGUCCACCGGACUCGAUUCCCCUCGAAUAUAAACCCAUUCUCCUUUUGGUUCUGUUUUAUUUUGUCAGUGGUGACAUCUGUUAGAUAUUAUGUCGGUCAUACUGUUUCUACAAUGUGAUAAUCUCAAACUAAUUUUGUGAUGAUGAUGAUGAUGAUGCACUUAACUGGUAAACCUUCUGGUUAACGGAAACUGUACCAAAAUCUCUUCUUUCUGCUAAAGAAAUACUCCACAGAAAAUCAAAGAUCACUGCAACUGGACGUUGAAUUUGAAGAUAUUUCAGCGCCUUCUUGUUGGAAGACUUGAGUUUUGAUAAAUAUUUAUGCAGCUGUAAUAAAAUAAAGUUCGGAAAGCGAUAAAAGUGAAGCAUCUGGGCUCAAAGGGAAUAAACUGGGUGGUAUUUCAGCUCUGGGCCGGAUCGUGUCCUCGUGUUGCCUUCUCAUUUGUUUAAUUUUUUCCCCCUAAGAACUGGAACACAUAAAGGAGGAAAAUGUGCUGCAGGGUUUUCUAUAAACAUAGUUUAUGAUCCAUCUUUAAAGGAAGGAAUUAACAGAUAUUCCCCAUUUAUGCAUCAAACCUCCGGCUUUCAUUUCGUGCUCAUAAAGAAACAAUUUCACACGUUUACCUUUUUCAUUUCAGUUAUUCCCUUUUUUGCAAUUCAUGUUUUAAACAUUAAAUAAAGAUGGAAACUUUAUUCAUCCCCAGAAGGAAGCCGAAAUAUACUGAAUUGCAAAAAAACUGCUUUCAUGCAAUAUUGGAUAGACUUUCACUGCCGUUUGUUUCCACAUUUGAUGAUUAUUUUGUAUUAUAAAAGUAGCUGGUGCUAAUAAAAGGUGAUAUCUUCAACGCAGUUUUCACCAACCAGGCUGCAAUUUCAGUUUCUCUAACCUCUAAACACGUAAAAUCUAAAAUAUCCCAACAAAAUGCGGUUUGAAAUGUGAAGAAAAGUCACCAGAAUACUCACAUCUGAUGUAAAAUUUAAUUUAGUUUAUGUUUUGCAGACUGUAUUUAAUUUGUUUCAUUUUGGUGACGUCAGUUUGAACCCUUUGGCUAAUAUUAGCUUAAGCUAACCAGUAAACCGUCGUCGUUGGGUCAUUUGACAACAGGUCAAAGCAAAAAUAGAGCAAACUAGGAUUUAAAAUAAAUACUUUAAACCGUCAGCUUUCCAUAUAGCGGCGAACUGAACCGAAGUCGAAACAAAACUCCUGAAAAAUGUCGUUGAAGGAACAACCGUCGCCAUUUUGUCCAUUCAUGCUUCUGUUUUCAACCAUUUCAUACCCACGACCUUAAACCAUUGCAUAUUAGUUUAUAUAUGAGGUUUGUUUUUUAUUAAUUAUAUUCAUAAACAUGCUCAGAUCCCAAAAUUUCAUUUAUUCGUAGAUUAAUUUUUCACUUUCUUUGGUUUGGUGUCAUGAAUAAACCCUGAUUAAACCAUAUUGACUACAUAUGUAAACAUGCCUGAAUUCGCUAAAAUAAGCUAAUUGCCUUUGGUAGUAUUAGUUACUGGAGUCAUAAUACCACAUUUGCCUACAGUAGACUAACAAACUCAUGCAUAGUCAUAAAUCAUCCUCCUUUUUUUAUUAUUUAUUUGGCCGGAAACAGCACAGAAUAACAAAAAUUAGUAAAGAAAAUGUACGUAGAAAACUCACUUUUUUGGAAGCUUCCCUCAAUGUUUGAACUUUGAUUUUUAGCGGAGUAUUCCUUUAAAAAUAAAUGGGAUCAUGCAUUUUCUUAAAAGGCCUCGCAGACGGAGCGGGUCGUUUCCGGAGGACCGAGCGGGAAAACCGAGCGGCAGGUGGAAGAAGUUUGAUUAAAGACGGGGUGGCUGCAGGUACAGCCACUCGUAGCCCCGCCUCCGCCGCUUGAGGCUCCGCCCUCUCCCUCCAACUGACCCCGCCCCCUUAUUGCGUCACGUCUGCUGCACACAGGUCUUCCACACAACCAGCAGUUCACACCUCAGUCUCUGUUUCUUUCUCUGCAACAAACAAAACUCCACUCGCAGUAAAAAAAAAAAACAAACAGGUUCUGGGCUCAUGCAUUUUUUUUAUUUCUAAGCUGCUGAAUUAUAUAAAUGUAUAAAAACUAUAUUUUUCAUAUGUUUAAAACGGCUGUUUUAGUGUGAAAGGGACAGGUGGGCAUAACCAGGUCUAUUUUGUAUUAGUGUCUUUCUUUUUUAUUAUUAUUUAAUACCUGACAUUACUGUAGUGUGAUUGUCUGUAGAUCUUCAUCUUCUUAUCAGAUUACAUUUUUUCUGGAUGAGUACUGAGAAAUCUUGCUGCUGAUUGGCUGAGAGAGGAGAGAGCUGGGUAAAAUGGUGGGUGGGGGUCUUCCUUCUAAAACAUCUUUAAAACAUGAGCACAGGUGCUUCAUGACAAACCUUACUAGCAUGUUUGGCUGCAUCAUUUUUCCUUUGGCACUGUAUUUUGGAUGAACGUUAAUUUAUUAAAAAAUAUACCAAAAACGUUCUGCAAA
Molecule: messenger RNA, 4958 nt
Organism: Xiphophorus hellerii (green swordtail)
Lineage: Eukaryota; Metazoa; Chordata; Actinopteri; Cyprinodontiformes; Poeciliidae
Gene: kbtbd2
Product: kelch repeat and BTB (POZ) domain containing 2
Exons: 4
Coding region: 506-2404 (632 amino acids)
Molecular function (GO): protein binding
Source: RefSeq, a predicted model, not a curated record